AUCUGUCUGUUUUUCUUUGCUACUGAUGUUGCUGUUUCUCCUUGUUCAAUGAUGAUACUGGGGCUGCAUGUUUCUCUUUCAUCUCAAUUUUAAAUUUUUCCUUUGCAUUUAUUUUUUUACUGUUCAAAUAUCUAUAUAUCUAUAUAUAUUUUUUUGUUUCUUCUAUUUUUUGAGUUUUCACAAAUAUCUUUAUACAAAAUACCUACUUUCAUUUAUUUAUUUAAACACACAUACGCAAGAGAUGUGCAAGACAAAAGAAACACCCUGCCAUGACGCUCACUACGACUACCAGGUGCAGAAUCAGGAUCAGCGCCCGGUUAUUCGACCAAACCUGAAGGUCUACCAUUGCCCGUACUGCCCAGAGUACUUUGCACUGGACGUGUAUCAGAUCGACCACCACAUACUCCGACUCGAAACGCUCUCCCACAAACGACUGGCAAUCGACGCAUCCAUAUGGCUCUACCAACUUCUCAAAGCAAUGAAAGAUGACGAAGGAAACCCCCUGGAUGACGCGCAUAUCCUUGGGUUCUAUCGGCGAAUCUGCAAGCUACUCUACUACGAUAUCCGGCCGGUAUUUGUUUUUGAUGGCGAGGGUCAAGAUGCGAAGCGGGCGGCAAGGCUUUUGUUGCAGACACAGAUUAAGCUGCACGCGAUUAGUGGUGGGUCAGCGGUGGCAGCGGCGACUUUGGGUACAAACGCAAGCCCCGAGAAGAAGCGCAAGCGCGACGAAUACGAGCUACCACCAAUGCACGAAGACGUUCUCUCGACACGCACGGCCAAUGAGCGCGACCUACGCAUGGCGCACCCCGAGGAUCUCCAGCAGCUGGUCGAUCUAGCUACGCGUUACCCGGACACCUUUGGCAGUAACCUUGGCGACAUCGACAUCGACAUAGACUCGGCUGAGUUUCAAGCGCUAUCCGCCGAAGACCAACACGAUAUCAUUGUUGCGUUGAAAGUGCGCUCUCGUCAGACCUCCCAUGAUCGGCUCCAGCGUAUGCUGGGGUCUUCUGGGAAUGCGCUUGACUUUAGUAAGCAGCAGAUUGAGUUGCUUGUUAAGCGCAAUACGUUGACACAGCAGUGGCUGCAGGUCACAGGGAAUGCCCAUCGGGCUAUGGGGGCGGCAGUGGGUGGAGGUGGGAAGGUUGCCCGGGGGAGGGUUAUUGGAGAGAGGAGCCGGGAGUAUGUUUUGAUCAAGGGCGAUGAUCCGGCUGGAGGAUGGACACUCAAGAUGGGAGGAGGCGGUCAGAGCGGAGGUCCGGAGCCGGGCGAUAAAAGGAACCCGAUAGCCGUGGUGGACAGCAGCAGCAGCAUUGAUGGCGGAUCGGAUGAGUCUGAUGAUGAGUUGUUCGAGGAUGUUUCGCCGGCGCGUAUUGGGGGACAGCUAGCAUUGCGGACCGCUUCUCCCUACGCAGAUCCUCGCUCCGGCGCUGACCGAGAUAUCCGCCAAGACGCACUCGAGCGCGAACUAGUGUCAGACGACCAGCCGCUAUUACAGCCAAAGCAGCAGCAGUAUUAUCAGUUACAGCAAUCGAUUAUCGCCAAGCAUUCACAUGUUGCCGGUGUGCAAGCGCCAGGGGGCUUUGGGUCGGAGCCUGUGGACCUAGAUGCGCUUUCCAGCGACGAAAGCGGCAGUUUCAUCUACACCAACACUAACAGCGACAUCCACGAAAUUGGAUCCAGCUCUCCCUCCUCCGAAUACAACAACAACCAGGGCCAUGACCAUGACCAUGACCAUGACCAUGACACGUACAUGCAGGAAGCCGAGCAACACGCGCAGGAGGCAGCUAUGAGAGAUAGCGAGCACAAGCAGCAGCAGUUGAUCAUGGAACUGACGGCAGAAGAGUUUCUGGACAAGUGGUCACGGCUGGUGACCCCUGAGAUGUAUGGGUUUGAUCCGUCGAUCUACGAUAGAAUGCGGUAUUGGUUCCAUGACGAGGCAUUGGAGUCCCUGGGCAAUGUUGUUUGGAGCACCAAUAGGCAACUGGAAAAGCAGCCAGAGAUCGAUAACGAGUGGAUGGCGGAGAUAGCGAUGGGUGGGAGACCGUGUGUUGUGUUUGAGGACCGUGGAGGGCUGGAGUUUGUGCGGGCGCGUGUCGCGUGCCUGUCGCUAUUGUCUGGGUUCUUGGGGUGCGCAUUGCAGUGGAGGCGGCUGCGGGGCGGCGAGUAUCAGUCUGCUGAAGAAUAUGAUGGCCGUCGCGUUGGCAUGCGCGGGUUUGAGGAUGCCGCCAAUGGUGCUAAUAGUGCUGCUCGCGAGAGUAUCUUUGACCAGGCGGAGGAGACCGGCGGCAGCGGCGGCGGCGGCGGCGGCGGCAGCGGCUUGGGCAUGGGCAUGGGCUUGCUGAUGUCUUCGAGCAUGCUGCUGCCGCCGCAGCCGCAGCCGCAGCCAGCAACUGGAUCUGGCGAUGCACUCUUGGGGGAGGAAUUCUCGGAACCCAGGGAGCCCGAGGAGGAUGUGGCCAAGGCGCAUCGCGAAACCAUCUUCAGAAAGGCGCAGCUGCUCGCAGAGCAUGCAGCCACAGGCGUAAGGCCUGGCAUUCAGGCCGCCGGCAGCAGUGGCAGCGGCGGCGGCAGCACCCGCGGCAGCCAGGGUCCCAACAAGGUGCAGCACAUCGACAGCGAUGCCGAUUACAUAUCGGACGACGACGACGAGCGGUCGGAGAUCAGUGAUGAUUUCAUCAAUGUCGAAGCGGCACACGGCACAUCGGUUGCUGGCGAUGCCAGCCCAGCGACAGCCACAGAAGCAGAUGGACGCGGCUUGGAUGUCGGCGAGGCUGAGCAGAACGAGUACGCGCUGUUUAUCGAGAAGCUGCGCGGGCCUGCCAACGGCUCGACGAACCGGGGCGCGUCCUACGAGGCCAUGCGCUCGGAGCUCGAGGGCGAGAUGCAGUCGUUGCGGGCGCGGGUGCGCAACAGCACGCGGGACGCGUCGGGGAUCGGCGCCGACAUGGUUGAGGACAUCCGCAUGCUCCUGACGCUGUUUGGAAUCCCCUAUGUCACGGCGCCCAUGGAGGCCGAGUCGCAGUGCGCUGCGCUGGUUAGCGCCGGGUUGGUCGAUGGAAUGGUCACGGACGACUCGGAUGCGUUUGUGUUCUCGUCCUGCGAGUCGACGGUUGUCUACCGGCACUUUUUCCAGAAGGACCGCUUUGUCGAAAUGUACUCGAGCAAGGCCAUCUACGCGGACUCGAACCUGGCGCAGCGCGACCUUGUGUUCCUGGCCUACCUUCUCGGCAGCGACUAUACUGUGGGAAUCCGGGGCAUCGGCCCUGUGCUGGCCAUGGAGGCUCUGGCGGAGUUUGGCCCGGCAGCCGCUGCUGGUGCUGGCGGUGGUGCCAGUGCUGGUGCUGGCGGUGGUGCCAGUGCUGGUGCUGGCGGUGCCGCUUCUGGUGCCGCUUCUGGUGCCGCUUCUCUUCUGGUGCCGCUUCUGGUGCCGCUGGUGCCGCUUCUGGCGCAGGUGCUGGAUGCGCUGCGGGCGUUUGGCCAGUGGUGCCGGGCGGUCAGCGACGUGGUGCCGGGCAUCGAGGUGCCCAGAGACUUGGUCGGGACGCCGCUGCGGCGCAGGCUCGCACAGGUGGUGCGCAAGACAAGCAUCCCGGCGUCGUUCCCCGACGCGCGCGUCGCGCAUGCGUACUUCCACCCGCAGGUCGACGAAUCCCCCGAGGCGGCGUUCGCCUGGGGAUUCCCCAAGCUCGACCUGCUGCGCCAGUUCCUUGGCGAGAAGCUCGGGUGGGCGGCCGAGAAGACCAAUGAGACGCUGCUGCCGCUUGUGCGCAGGAUGGCCGAGGACAAGGAUGCCGGCGCUCGGGGCCCAAUGGGUGCCGCGGGCUUUGGGCUGGGCGGGGCAGCUGCGCCAGCGUCGCACCACAGCAGGCGUGUGGGCAGGGCCAUUUCGUCGCAUCGUAGCCACGCGGCCAAGAGAACGCCCGAUGCACCAAGCACACAGCCAAGGGACGCUGCGAAAACGCCGCUGGCAUCACGCCGCUCUCUGAUUUAAAUAAAUGCUUUGAC
This is a messenger RNA of Kickxella alabastrina, 4005 nucleotides long. RefSeq lists its product as uncharacterized. The record is from RefSeq and is a predicted model, not a curated record. NCBI's taxonomy places the organism in Eukaryota, Fungi, Kickxellomycota, Kickxellomycetes, Kickxellales, Kickxellaceae. Gene Ontology annotation, biological process: nucleotide-excision repair. The coding region runs from base 68 to 3991 and encodes 1307 amino acids. The transcript has 6 exons. Gene Ontology annotation, cellular component: nucleus. Gene Ontology annotation, molecular function: DNA endonuclease activity; single-stranded DNA binding.